CUAUGACAACUGCCCGAAAAACCCGAAAACCCAAAACCAAUAACUUCACCUCUAUUUUAGAUCAGUUCCUGAAUAAAUAUAACCUAUCAGCCGAAUCAAACCCACUUCAAUUACGUACUCAUGCUGAUGAGCUUGGUACUAUGCUACCAGAUUGGAAGGCUCGUAAAGAUGUGAAAGAAGCUCUUCACCGGCGCCUAUUCAAAGACAAUCAAAUAGAAGCUCUGGUUCCGAACAACAAAAAGAAAAGGCUUACUAUCAAGGAAAGAGCUCAAUAUUGUGCAAAAACCGGAGAUGUGUGGGAUAUUUACUUACAUGCUUUAGACUUAGCUGAAAUAAAAAAUGACGCUGAUAAGGAGAUUGUAGCAUCCAGUGUAUUUAGUAAAUUUUUAAAGCCAUAUGGUAUUACAGCUAAAAGAUUAAGAAAAAUCGGAGGUAAACAUGCUUCUAGAGUUCAUGGUGGUCAAAAUUCAACUUCACAACAUCUCGCUUUCCUCAGCAGGAUUGCAAUGAGGCAUAAGAUGGAUCGUCAUGAUUCUGGAAUGUAUUAUGCCGAGGGUGAUACUUCCGAUUCUGAUCUUGACUCAAAUCUAGAGCCUGAACCCAAAACUCAAACUUUCACACCCAAGCCAAUUAAUGAGAAUACUUCCGAAAUUGAGGAUAUCUAUGACUUAUAUGGGAAUCUUCCGCAAUGCCCUAAAUGUGCAAUAGAAAUUGAAUCUAUUGAUUAUACGCAUUAUUCUGGCACUUUUGAGCAAAGUACCUCGGACCCAAUGCAAAUUUCGCCACAAAUGACAUCCAGUCAAAGCCAGAAUACAAUAACCCCAGAUACAACUCUUAUUUUUAACCCUACCUUAGCAUAUGACCCAACAAUAUAUCCAAAUUAUGUGGAUCUUACCAAAAACAAAGAUGCCUCUCAGAUUGAAUCCAGGAAUUGUUCCAAGUGUUCUGAAGUAAUCUCCCCGGAAAUUUUGAAGCCAGUCAUAUUAUUGCCAUGUAACCACGUUGUGCAUUUCGAAUGUAUUGACAAUAAGCGUAAGCUAUGUCCUGAAUGUCCAUCUAUUGAUGAUCUGGAAAAAGAAGGAUAUUAUAUCUCGCCUAUUGUUUUAGCCAACGAAACACCCAAGAAAAAAAGGAAGAUGCAAGAAAAAGAUACUCAUAAAAGUAAAUCUAAAAGGGCCACAAAACCCAAAGCAAUUAUUCGAGAGUUAUCUGUUGCUUCAACUAGCAGUGGACCAUCAAUCAGCGCUCCUUCUGAAACUACCAAUAUUGGUGAAAUUUCUAAUCAAUUCCAUAAACUAUACUACGACGUUGAUAUUGCUGAAAAGAAGGGGGAUCAAGAAAACCAGGAGGUAGUUCAAUGCUACUUUCGGUUUGGGAGAGCUCUAUCAGAACGACUUGCUGUAUUGCUCAAGAACAACCCCCCACAGACAGCGCAUACAAACACUAACCGUAGGCGAAAUAGAGAUGUGGGAAAUACAACACCAGUACCAUCUAUUGAGGAAGUUGAGCAUGCAUUGAGUACGAGAUCCUCCGUUAGACAACUAAACCGGUCUCCAUCUAUUAUUAGUAGAAGGAGUCAAAGACAUUCACCCUAUCCCACUUCAACCCAUGAUAACACUAAUAUAAACAACCCUGGUAUGAGAAAUUCUGAGCAAAAUAUUAGCGUUCCCCCGCCUCCAAUUGAAACAUUAUCUCCCCAACCACCACCUUACUCACGGGGUGAGGAUGCUAUCGCAUCUGGGGUCACAGAUGAAGCACAAAAUAAUAAUCAGAGCCAAGACAGUUCUAACUACGAAGUAGCUGUCUCCGGCAGUAAUCUAACACCCGAUUUGCUAAAUUUAUCCUUAUCACGAAACGAAAGUGAUUCCAUUAUGCACGAUAUAGGUAGUCAACCACUCUUCCAUAUGGAAUCGAUAAAUGAAGAGGAAAGAUAA
Ambispora leptoticha is the source of this 1934-nucleotide messenger RNA. NCBI's taxonomy places the organism in Eukaryota, Fungi, Glomeromycota, Glomeromycetes, Archaeosporales, Ambisporaceae. The record is from the annotation of a GenBank genome assembly.